Molecule: messenger RNA, 878 nt
Organism: Physella acuta
Lineage: Eukaryota; Metazoa; Mollusca; Gastropoda; Physidae
Product: transmembrane emp24 domain-containing protein 5
Source: RefSeq, a predicted model, not a curated record
GUUUUCAAAGAUGGAGAAUACAUGGGACAUUACGUUGUUUAUGAUUUUCCUUACACUAAUAUCUAGGUGUAAAUGUUCAGAGAUAGAUCUUACUGUUGACAUUGCACCGGGGCGUCAAGAAUGUUUUUGGCAAAAUGUUCCUGAAAAAACCAACGUUGAAGUAGAUUAUCAGGUAAUAGAUGGUGGUGACCUAGAUAUUGAUGCCAUGGUAUAUGGCCCAGAUAAUAGAGUUUUUCAUGUUGAUCAAAGAAAACAAGAAAAUACUAUGAGGUUUGAGUCAAGUAUAUCAGGAGAUUAUAAAUUUUGUUUUGACAAUACAUUUAGCACUAUAUCUAACAAAGUAGUUUUCUUUGAAAUCUUUGUUGAGGAUGGUAAAGAUGAUGACGACGAUGAUGAUGAUGAUGACAAAUUGACCUUUGAAGGAGAAAAUAUACAAGACCAACUAGACAUGACUGUUGAGGAGUUCACUAACAUUCUUGACAGAUCAAAGAAACAUCUGGAUCGUUCAAUUCAGGUCCAGACGUUAAUUAAAAUUCACGAGGCCAAAGAUAGGAACACCCAGGAAGCCAACUUUUUCCGUGUCAAUUUUUUCUCACUCGUUCAGCUGACCUUGAUGAUCUUUGUGGGGCUGGUGCAGGUGCUAGUUAUCCGCAGCCUGUUUUCUUAUCAGCAGCCAGUGAGUGGUGGGACACUGAAAGCAAGGACAUAGCUGUAGCUCAUCCUAGUAAAUUAUUUUUGUGGUUAAUUCUAUAGUAGUAUCCAUACAACUUCUUUGUUGAAAUUAACCAUUUUUGCUCUCUUUGAGAGGUUUUGUCAUACUUAAUUUAUAUAAAUUUUUAUCUUUUUGUUGCCACAUUAAAAUUAUGUUUCCUCGUUUG